Molecule: messenger RNA, 2270 nt
Organism: Girardinichthys multiradiatus
Lineage: Eukaryota; Metazoa; Chordata; Actinopteri; Cyprinodontiformes; Goodeidae
Gene: lekr1
Product: leucine, glutamate and lysine rich 1
Exons: 12
Coding region: 81-2246 (721 amino acids)
Source: RefSeq, a predicted model, not a curated record
GGGAAACCUUCCUGCCUGAUAAACUUUCUGAAGUCUUGUAGGUAUUUGUUGCGUCUCCCUCGACAGGACUGACAAUAAUAAUGGGAGACAAAAAGGGGUCCAGGGAGGCAAAGCAUGCUGAGGAAGAGCAAAUGAAGACCCUUCUUCAUUCUUCUCCGGUUUACCCACUGCCUGAAGAGAUUAAAAAGAUGGAGCACAGUGAGACAGUGUGCCGUUACUGCGGUGUAAGCUACCUGGUUUUCCAUGAGUUUCAUAAGCUCCGCACACAGCUGGCUCAGUUAGAGGCUGAGCUCCAAGAACUGAAGGAGACUGCCCAGAGGGAGAAGGUCCAGCAUGAAGCACUGAAGCUAACAAGGCUGGAGUGGGAGAGUGAGCUUCAGCUGCAGAUCCAGAAACAAGUUGAUGUCAGGGAGAAAAUCACCAGAGAAGAGCUGGAAAAAAGGAACCAGGACAUGACGAAAGCACUGAAAGAGGAGUUUGAAGCAGAAUAUGAGAGAAUGAGGAAAGAGAUGGAAGAGGACUAUCAGAAAAUCAUCGGAGAGAGGGAGAGACAGCUUAGAAGGGACCUGGAAGACUUGGCAUUGGUGGAACUAAGAAAGCAGAGGGAAGAGCUGGUGAAGAUCACUGAGGAGAGAGAAACCGUUCUUAGUACCGACCUUCAGAAGGCCAAAGAAAAUUCCGAGGACCUGAGAAAAAACCUUGAUCAGCUGAAAACGAGGCUGGCGACUGCAGCUGACAUGAGGGAUGAGGCAGUGGAGAAACUUGGAAAAGAAAAGCAGCAUGUUGAAACACUCAGAGGUGCGUGUGUGCGGCAGCAGCAGAUCCUCCGGAGAACUCUGACCUUGCUCCGCUUCUGUGGCUGCGGGUUCGCAGAUGUACAGGGUUUCCUUCGUCAGCUGACUGGGGCUUGGCAGGCUUUCAGGUCUCAGGUUUUGCAGCAUUGCACAGAGGUGUUCUCAGCGCUGUGCGAGAAGCUGCGGCAUUCCACUGUGGAGCUUCAGAAAAUGAGAGAAGAGAAAGAACACCUAACUCAGGAGCUGAUGGAGCAGAAGAGACAGAGGGAUGAUCAGCUGUCUCGACAUGAAGACAAUGCGAAGGAACACAGACAGAAACUGCUCAGAUUAACAGUGGAACUGGAAGAGAAAAAUGAGAAGUGGCUGUUAUGUCAACAAAGGUGUGAUGCCAUGGAGCAGCAGAUGUUGUCAUGGGAGCAGAGAAAGGAACAAUUAAACCAGAAGUGGCGUGCAGCUGGAGAGGAAGUGAUGCAAACCAGGAAAGUCCUGGAAAAGAUUCAGCAAGAAAAGAGGGAGCUGAUCAAAGAAAGAGGUAUUUUGAUUGGGUCUCAUGAUAGAGCCAUGACCAGCAUGAAGUACAACCACAGCGAAGAACUUGCCUCAAAGCUGGCCUCUGCUCUGGAAGAACAAAGAUCUCAGAGUGCUUUGCACCUACAGGGGCAGCUGAAGGAGCUUCGUAGGGAGGCUGAUCUAGAGCUGAAGAAAGAGAGGGAAAACAGCCAGAUGCUGCUUUCUCAGUGUCAACAAGAUAAUUCUCAGCUUCACCUGAAGUUAGAGGAGAGAAGGCUGGAGGUACAGUAUCUGAGAGAGGAGCUUCAGCAGGAGAAGAGAUGCAGAGAAGAUGAGAGGACACAAGAGACAGAGAGAAAGAGGAGAAAGGAGGAGAUACACCGACAGGAGUCACAAGAGCUGAGCCAAGCUAAAGCUGAACUAACUCUGAUGGCUGAGAAGAAUGCUGCACUUAAAAAAGAGGUGGUGUUACUACAGAAAAUGGUAUGGAAGGAGUGUGAGGAGAGGGAGGAGCUGACUGCUGCUCUGUCUCAAGCCCAGCAGGAGCUCUUUGGGCGCCAAUCCAUAGUGUCUCCCCAGGGCUCCUCCAGGCCUCCUUUGGACCCCCUGGAGAGACGAGCACCCCCAGGCAACAAGCUUUUUUAUCCCCAGGGUAAAGCCAGAGUGCCUCUUACCCGGUCACCAAUCUCCCCAGCCUCACUACAGCCCUUCCCUAACUGCACAGAGAAAGGCGGAGGCCUGUAUACAGGAGUAGGGGGAGCAGAGGAGAGGCUGGAGUUCAAGAAGGGUGGUGGAGUGUUGGGUGAAGCAAAAAAGAGGGAGGGGACGCUGCCUCGACUGAAACCAAGCAGCACAGCAAAUGAGGUCAAACGUAAGGUCAGAUUAAUGAUGGGAAGAAAUGCUCUAAUAAACAAUCUGGAUGAAGAAGUUCUGAAAGAUUAAACAUGUGACCUGCAAAACAUAAUA